Ectocarpus sp. CCAP 1310/34 is the source of this 3099-nucleotide messenger RNA. The record is from the annotation of a GenBank genome assembly. NCBI's taxonomy places the organism in Eukaryota, Phaeophyceae, Ectocarpales, Ectocarpaceae.
UGCACUGCUGUGCUUUGCACCACCACGAUCUGUCCUAUCCUACCCUCUACCCCGAAGGAUCGAGGCGUGAGCAAGUGCAGCACCACCACCGGCAGCAGCACCAGCCCACCGAACCCACUCGCACCCGCGGAGCGGUAGGGGCCAGGCAGGCAGUGUCAUGUACAACAACGUCGGGAUCAGGACCCCCCGGGGCUCAGGCACAAGCGGCCAUGUCAUGUCCAACAGAAGCCACGUGCGCGCGCAGGCGUUUCGCAUGGGGAUAGACCGCAACACCGGGAAGCUGCAGGCCCGUGACUGGGAGGAGCCACCCCCCCGGAAGGCCAACGAGGAGCUGCUAGACCACCAACGCAAGCGCAAGGUGGAAGCCAAGAUCUUCGAGCUGCAGGAGGCGAUGGCCGACCGUGGGUACAGCGACGCCGAAAUUGAGGAAAAGGUCGCAGAGGUCCGCAAAGGGCUGGAAGAGCGAGAAGGGAGCGGCCAAAAGGCGUCCCUGCCCAAGGGCAAGAAGGGAACCGGCGCCGGCGGCGGAGCGGGUACCAUGGACUCCCACAUGCGGGACGUGAAGAAGGCGGACGACAACCGCCGCAUGAGGGAGGCGUUCGGACUCGGGGAUGACUACGCGGCCGGGGAGGCGUUCGACGAGGAGGCCCAGGAGCGGAAGAAGGAAGCGCGCAGGAAGGAGCGAGAGGCGAAGGACAAGGAGUGGGAGGAGAAAAAAGCGGCAAAGAAGGCUGAGGAGAAGAAGGAGAAACGCCGCCGGGAAAAGGCCGGGAGCGACGACGAUCAGAACGGUCAGGAGGGAGGAUCCAGGAAGGGGAGCAGCAGACGCGGCGACUCGCAAGAAGCCGAGCGUGACAGCAUGAUGGCCAAGAGAGCCGAACGGUUCGGCGCCAGCGCUAACGAGCCCAGAGGAUCCUCCAACAACGACCGCAAAGGGCGCGGACAGUUCCGUGCCGGGGGCCCCGGCAACAAGAACAACGAUAGGAGGGGGGGGGGGCGCGACGGCAGGGAUGGAGACAGAAGGCCCUCGGAGAUGAACGUCAAGGAUGCACUGGCGGGGGGGUUGUCGGCUCCUCGUCGGGGGUCUAGGCGCGACCGGGCUAGAAGCGAGGACGAAGGGCCGCGGGAUGUCGUCAUCCACGUGGAUGGCGAAGACGGCGGGGUUCGGGGGCGCCCCAGGCUCGGCAACGGGCGGAACGUCCACGUGCGCGUCGCCGGGGAAGGAGGCCGGGGGGACUCCGAGGACUCGCGGUACCGCGGCGACCGGGGUCGGGGGUAUGAUGAUGACAGUGAUUGCGAAGGGUCGGGGCGCGAGGUUAUCGUGGUGACUCAAUCGGGUGUGGACGAGAACGACAGGUGGCAGGCGGACGAGAACGGGGUCUUCGCGGAGGAUGGUCUGGGGGGGGGGCCCGCAGCCCUCGCCUCCGCCACUACCACCACCCCCCACUCCCCCGCUGACGACGACCUUCGCGGAAGGAUCAAAGGCCGCGACCGUCGGGGCGUGGAAAGCGAGUCCCCCCCCCCUCGAAGGAAGGCCGCUCUCGCUCCCUCUGGCGGAGAUCUGCGGGAAAGAAUUUCCGGUCGGGGGCGCCGCGGCAUUGAGUCUCCGCCCAAGAAGCAGCGCCGCAAGCGCUUGCCGUCCCCCUCGGCGAGCGACGGCGACGGAACCGGCGGCGCGGGGUCCCCGGCCCGGCCGGCGAAGAGGGCGCCGGCGGCGGAGGUCGGCAGCGAUAAGCGCAAGCGCGGCGGGUCUCGGGACAGCGGCGGGAGGGGCGCCGACAAGUCGCGGGGCGACGUUGGUAGGUCUGACAAGGGGAGAGGUGGAGGAGACAGGAACGGUAGCGGCGGCAGAGGCGGCGGCGGUGGGAAGGGUGGCAGGCGGCGGUCUCGCAGCGAGGAAUCGUCAUCCUCCUCUUCGUCUUCAUCGUCAUCGAGCUCUUCGUCUUCUUCCUCCUCCUCCUCCUCCUCGUCCUCUUCGUCGUCAUCGAGCUCUUCCUCGUCCUCCUCCUCCUCUUCUUCGGAGUCACCUGUUCGCUCCUCUAGCAAGCGGUCCUCCAAGCAGUCCUCCCGCCGGAAGUGAUGAUUUCGGUCACAUUUAAUGGUAAAAUUCUCAACACGUCUUGUUGGUCAUGGCGGGGGCUGGCAAUGAGUAUGGUGGGUCAGCUCCCCGUGGCUUGAGGCGAGCGAGAAGUGAACAACUGGUCUGUUCCCGGACUCCGGUUGUGUAGUAGGCCAGCUCCGUCCUAUGUUGUUCAGGGGAGUCGAGGGAGUUUGGUGUCGGAGUGAGCGGUGUCCCCUUUCGUCCUAUGUGCAUCAUCCCCCUCCCUCAUUCCCCACGGGAAACAAGCCAAACGGAGGGAUUUCGGCUAUUUUAAGUGUAGACGUACUUCGAACAAUGGCGGAGUAGCCCUUCGUGUCUACGCAUGGCCGUUUGUUCUGGGGCCGCCCUGCAAAAAGUUGUUCUUUUUCAUCGUGCUGUAAAAGAUGGUUCCCACCCGGCGCUACCUUGAGGGAGGGUAUUCGAGGCAAACGGGUUUCUCCACAAAAUGGUUUCGUCUAGUUCUUUUUUUUUGUUGCAGCGCGAGCAGCAAGAACAGCUGUGGUCUGUGUCUCGUUACCCUAGUCUCCAGAAAACGCAUUUGGAGUUCUUGGAGGUAGUCCUCUUGAUGCAGGCAGCCGGGGAGGAGAGGAAAAAGGAGAUGCUAGCUAGAGGAUGUGCCCAUGAGAAGCUUCUGAGUAUGGUCUCGUUGUCACCGGCCGUUGCCGUGUGUUACCCUUGCGAGAGCGCUGUGUAUGCUGGUGUUGGAGUUGCUACAGAAGUAGUGGGAAGAGAGGGAGGGUUGUCAAACUUCUCGUGGGAAGAGAAAGAUGAUCAUCCCUCCAGGGGAGACAUAUGCGUGCGAGCUAGGCGCCACUUGUGGCUUGGAUGUCAGGGUUGGGUGGCUGAUGCUGGACGAGUCUCCAAACCGAUGAUACAUGAAUACAGCAAGAGCUGGUCUUCAAUGAAAUGGUCAUUUUUUCUGUGCUGUUGUUCCUUGUUCAACUCCCGGCGGGUUUUGGAACCCCGCGAAGUGGCGCUGAGUAGAUGCGGCCAAGCAU